AUGAGUUUAGUAAGGAUUCGCCAGUGUAUCAGACUGGGAAGGAACAGUAAACCUAUAUUGGGAUUACUCAUAUGCGGCAGGUCAUAUUCGACGACUGAUACAAUCAGAAAGGCAGCCUCGAGGUCUGAGAAGAUCACAACGAGCUUCAAUCUAUCGGAUCUUCCAACGCGGAAGCUUGGUGACGAUGGACAACCUCUUCCACCACUAGGAAAAUGGAGAGAACAUGUGGUAUCGCAUGCAAACGUGGAUGAUUUACAAAAUGCUUCACCUCAACUCGAUACUGCCGUCUUGUCGCCUGCCGAGGAGCAAGCCGAGAUCGACAGGGCUAUAGCAGCAGGUAUUAUACCAAGCUCCGAUCUUUCAAGAGAGGUAUAUACCAACUGGCUUAGAUUCCCGGACUGUAUUCUUUUGACCAGAGUAGGGAAAUUCUAUGAAUCAUAUUUCGAACCCGCUCGGCAAUUGUCCUCAAUACUGAAUAUUAAACUUGCUCAAAAAUCAUACAAAGGGAAAGAUAUAGAACGGAAAUUCCCUUUUGCCGGUUUUCCAGUUGCUGCAUUAGACAAAUACCUCAAGAUACUAGUACAGGAAUUAGGUCAUACCGUUGUGAUAGUUGAAGAAUAUGACGAAGAGGGAUCCAUCGCAUAUGUCGGAAAGAAGCUUACUGCUGCUACGGGACCAAAAGAAAGAAGGGUUUAUAGGGUAGUCACUCCGGGUACGAUGAUUGAUGAGGGUUGGUUAGAUGGGAACGAAUCUAGAUACCUACUUGCUAUCUCACUCGGGAAAGAUAAUAUCGAUCUGGAUGGAAAGAAAAGCACUCAAGUAUCAUUGGCUUAUACGGAUGCCUCGACCGGCGAAUUCUUUACUAAAGAAACUACUUUGGCCAAUAUAGAAGAUGAGCUAGCUAGAAUUGCACCUCGUGAAGUCGUUCUCGAUAGAUCACUACUAUCGAUAUGGCAGGAUAACACCAUUAGGCCAAAUUCCAAUAUUGGCAUCGCUACGACAGAUCUCUUCAACCUCCUUCAAGUACUGGGUGUACAUGUAUCUUUCGCCGAUCCAUAUCAAUCGCCUCCAUUAUGGAGCAGUAAUAUUCUUCCUUCCGAUAUACCUUCUCGGCCCAGGACCACAGAGGGUAUCGCAAUAGCACUACUUAGACAUCAUCUUCAAUAUGCCCUACGGGAGUCUAUGCCAGCUUUGACUCAGCCGAGCCGACAGGUCAGCGAAGCUCAAAUGCAAAUCGAUGCAGCAACCUUACAAGCUUUGGAAAUUAGGCAUGCGCUGCGCCCGGGUGGAUUGGUAGCUAUUGGAGAGAGACAAACGAUCUCCCCUGUAUCAUCGCGAGGUACUUUACUCUCUGUCAUAUCAAAGACUGUCACUCAAUCAGGUCAUAGACUAUUGAUCCGUACACUCACUUCACCGUCAACUUCGUUGGAAAUUAUCAAUUCCAGAUUGAACCUGGUUCAAGCGUUUCAUGACAGGGAGGAUCUAAGAGAGGAGCUGAGGGAUAUACUCAGAGGCAUAGAAGAUGUCAUGCGUAUCGUACAGAGAUUUAGAGGACAAAGGGGAAGUAAUAGGGAUAUAUGGGACGUGGGCGUGUGGAUCAGGACCGUCGAAGGUAUAUUAAUUCGGGUCAAGGGUGAACUAGCGUAUGAGAUACAGAAUGACAAGGAUCGAGCUGGAUCAGAAGGAGUCCUACGCCUACAAGAGCUCAUAGGACAAUUUCAGCCCCUUGGUGAUCUAGCUAAGAAGAUCGAAGACUCAAUUGACGAAAAUGCUAUCAUGUGGAGCUCUACCCCGGAAGAGAGCGAAGACGGGGACGAAGAUCCCGGAGAAACUAUGAUAGCCAAUGAGGGAGAAAGAGCUAGUAGCAAAGAACUCAAGGAAAGUAAGAAAGAUAAAAUUGACAGGGAGAAACAAGAAAAAGAGGAUAGACAAUGGUGGAUCCUCCCAACCUUCUCAAAAGAGCUUCAGGCUCUGCAUGAAGAGCUCGCAACGCUGAAGUACGAGAAGGAGAAAUUGCAGUAUGAACUAGCCAAAAGAUACGCCACACCCAAUCUGAAACUUCUCAAAGGGAUGAGGUAUGGAUACCAUGUACAAAUGACGUCAAGUGAAGCUUCAAAAGUUGAGAAAGCCAGAUCGCUAGAGAGAAUCGGUGGGACAAGUGGGAAGAUCGCGUACUUCGCACAUGGUCCUUGGUCAGCUCUGGGCGCUAAGACUGAAAUAGCCAUGGAGACGCUUUCUAUCGCUCAGCGGCGAGCUGAAAGAGAUCUGAGAAGUAUGAUCACUGAACAAGCUGACAGGAUCCAAAAGAAUGCCGAAUUGGUGGACGAGAUAGACCUGACGAUGAGCUUUGCUCAAAAUGCCAAAGAAAUGGGAUGGGUCAGACCCGAGCUGGAUGACUCUACCGACUUGGAUAUUAUAGCAGGAAGACAUCCGUCAAUUGAAUCAUCCCUACUCCAGUCUUCUAGAACUUUCACUCCCAACGACACACAUAUGAACUCGUCAUCCCAUCUACAUAUCAUCACUGGCCCGAACCAAGGUGGUAAAUCCACCUUGUUACGUCAGACAGCAGUCAUAGCAAUCUUAGCUCAGAGCGGGUCGUUCGUCCCUGCUGAGACAGCUAGAAUCGGUAUCGUCGAUAAAGUUUUCAGUCGGAUUGGAGCGAGAGAUGAUCUCUGGAGGGAUAGGAGUACAUUCAUGCUUGAAAUGGUCGAGACCGCUGCCAUUCUCAAAAAUGCUACCAGGAAUUCAUUAGUGAUUAUGGAUGAGAUUGGUAGAGGUACGACCUUACAGGCUGGCGUCUCAAUUGCAUAUUCAACCUUGGACUAUAUCCUAAAUCAUAUUGGAUGUAGAACAAUGUUCGCAACUCAUUAUCAUGAGUUGGGAAGAAUGUUGGCAUACGAAGACGAUCGAAAUGACGGAAAGGGAAUGGGCAGGAAGGGAGUGGAAUAUUGGUGUACCGAUGUUGAUGAGUUGGAUCAAGCUUUCUCGUAUUCUUACAAAGUGAAACCUGGUAUCAAUCAUCAGUCCCAUGCCAUUAAAGCAGCCAGAUUGGCAGGAAUGCCAGAAUCGUUCCUCCAGACAGCCGAAGAUACACUCAAACACGUACAGAAGACAGGGCAGUUUGAUCCACCUCCUACUGUCUCGCAACCCGAAAACACAUGA
Kwoniella botswanensis is the source of this 3162-nucleotide messenger RNA. RefSeq lists its product as uncharacterized. NCBI's taxonomy places the organism in Eukaryota, Fungi, Basidiomycota, Tremellomycetes, Tremellales, Cryptococcaceae. The record is from RefSeq and is a predicted model, not a curated record. Gene Ontology annotation, biological process: mismatch repair; mitochondrial DNA repair. Gene Ontology annotation, molecular function: mismatched DNA binding; ATP-dependent DNA damage sensor activity; ATP binding. Gene Ontology annotation, cellular component: mitochondrion; nucleus. Bases 1 to 3162 code for a protein of 1053 amino acids. The transcript is spliced from 12 exons.